Etheostoma cragini (Arkansas darter) is the source of this 237-nucleotide messenger RNA. It is a transcript of the gene cdc26, whose product is annotated as cell division cycle 26 homolog. The transcript has a single exon. The annotation marks the transcript as partial. NCBI's taxonomy places the organism in Eukaryota, Metazoa, Chordata, Actinopteri, Perciformes, Percidae. The record is from RefSeq and is a predicted model, not a curated record.
UGUUUCCAGGCCAGGAAGCGGCAGCGAGAGGAGGCGGAGUCUGGAACCAUAGUGGGCGGGGCUUCCGUCGACGUCAUCGGGGGCGGGGCCUCCGCGUCAUCCUCUACGGCGGCGGCGAGGGCGGAGCUUAUCAACGAGCGAAUCGGCUACAAGCCCCACCCCAAACCGGCCACGCUGCCCACGCUGUUCGGGAGCCUGCAGUUUUAAAACUUUAUUAAACUCAUGUUGAAACACAAA